AUGAAAAAGUGUUUCAGCGGCUCUGUUAAGGACAAUACGUCAUUCAAGCAAUUCUCUACAGACAAUGGUCGAGAAAAGGUCGAGUUGCCGUUUUGCGAGUCGAUUCCCAUUUUGGAAAUUGACUCUGAACGUGUUGACAUUUGCACUGUUCAACUUCUUCUAUAUCGUUAUGACGAUCGUGUUGAUGCCGCGAAGACCUCAUUACUUGUUAGAAUUCUCAUUGAUGCAGUCCUCGGAUUGUGCACUGAUAAGCAGUUGCGGAAAGGAAUGUCAACAACUGAGACAUCCGGUUCAUCUUCAACUCGUCAAAACGGUCGUUCUCGUACUCCAUGUAGCGGCAUUCGACGAAUAACAAAUCGAUGUGGUUCUUAUCCGAUACAAGCUGCGAGUGAUGUUAUCAGCACUCAGAAAGCAAAUUCAAUCGAAGCAACGAAUUGCUAG
Messenger RNA from Anisakis simplex (herring worm), 441 nucleotides. NCBI's taxonomy places the organism in Eukaryota, Metazoa, Nematoda, Chromadorea, Rhabditida, Anisakidae. The record is from the annotation of a GenBank genome assembly.